Molecule: messenger RNA, 5088 nt
Organism: Pangasianodon hypophthalmus (striped catfish)
Lineage: Eukaryota; Metazoa; Chordata; Actinopteri; Siluriformes; Pangasiidae
Gene: rnf11a
Product: ring finger protein 11a
Exons: 3
Coding region: 395-835 (146 amino acids)
Source: RefSeq, a predicted model, not a curated record
CACUUCCGCUCUAGCAGUUUGUAAACAUAGCGAAAGGAGAGAUGGAGUCGACAAGAGGUCUCACCUAAAAAUAUUCCUCAGAUUAGAUUUCCACACACACACAGAGGGUGAAGAGUGUGUGUGAGGCGUGAGGAGCGGACCUGCAGGGACAUCUGGAUAUUCCGUUUAAACCGGAACUGGCUUUUUAUUUUCCUUUCGGGAAAAAAUAUCUAACGCUUAUCUCCAGCUAGCUGCUGCUGUUUGUGUCCUGACUAGCUGCUUACAGAGACACACAGACACACACACACAGGCAGAGACACACAGACAGACAGAGAGAGAGAAACAGACAGACGGCGGUAAAUUUGUGACUUAUCCGGAGUUUAUUUGUCGCUGGUUUUGUCUCCUGCUCGGCUCGAUGGGGAACUGUCUCUCCUCUCAGAGUGCUGAUGAUCUGUCCCUGCUCAACGAGUCUGAGGGAGCCAGUCUCCCCGGAGAGCCUCCACCUCCCUAUCAGGAGCGUGUGCAGGUGCCCGUGUACCACCCCACGCCCAGUCAGGCCCGUCUGGCCACCCAGCUGACGGAGGAGGAGCAGGUCCGGAUCGCUCAGCGCAUUGGCCUCAUCCAGCACCUCCCACGCGGCAUCUUCAACCCGGGCUCCGAACCCUCCGACAAGAAGAUCAAAGAGUGUGUGAUCUGUAUGCUGGACUUUGAGUACGGAGACCCAAUCCGGUUCCUGCCGUGCAUGCACAUCUACCACGUGGACUGUAUCGAUGCGUGGCUCAUGCGCUCCUUCACCUGCCCCUCCUGCAUGGAGCCGGUGGACGCUGCGCUGCUGUCCUCCUACGAGACCAACUGAGCCGCGCUCACUGCCACCGAGACACGCCAGCACGGGGAACAUGCCAGUCGAGUCAGCCGGGGGGGUCGUGAGGGGGGAUUAAGAGGGCAGGAGGGGUGUGUGUGUGUGUAUGUGUGUCUGCGUAUGUGUGUGUGUGUGUGUGUGUGUGUGUGUGUGUGUGUGUGUGUGUGUUUGUGUAUGUGAAGAAAUGAUUGAGUGUUGGUUAGAGGAUAUACAGAAGCUGACCAGACUGGCUUAAGGGCAAACCGAGGCCUCAUUUAUGAUCAUUUAUUGGCCGAAUGAUUACAUUUAAAUGUGGUUGAUGAAAAGUGAUCACAUAUUUAGCCAAUUUUCUUCCCAAAUGUGCAAUACACACACAGAGGAAGAAGCCGUCCAUGUCUGAUCGAGCCUCUCCUCGUGAAGGUGUGCCCUGGCUAGGAUUGAUGGGCUCGUGUCACAGCUUGUGGCUGUGAAUAUCCUGCUGAAGCACAGCGCUCUUUAAUUAGAGACAAAUUGAAAAUGUGAGAAGCGAACGUGCCAUGCCUGACAUGUCUGUCUAAUAUAUAUUGCACUCCACACUUAGGUCUGCUUUCGUUUUUUUUUUCCGUUUUAUAGAAACAGCACGAUGCAGGGAUUAAGGUUUUCUUUAAUCCGCUCUAAAGCACCUCAUUAAACUCGUCAGAUCUUUAACAAGUUGAAAUAGGAAUACGCGUGUAGAAAUAGGAAACACUAAGUUUGUAGGGAUGCACCCAAAUCUUGGGAGAAAUAGUAAAAAUGCUGAAAAAAUGCCGUUGUUCUGUUUCUGUUUUAAAAAUUAUAGGUGCGGUUUGUAAUUUGUAUAAAACACUUCCUAGAUUUAUAAUAAGCCUAUAAUUUCAUAAAUAUCGUAGGAAAACUGUGAUUCAGUAUUAUCAUGCAGUGUAAAGUGGCCAAUUUUUAUUCAUUCCAGGCUUCUGUUUACAGUUUUCCGGCCCUGAAAUUGGCUCCGCCUCCAUCCCCAACAGAACUGCUCAGCCACUUUUCUUUAAACAUUUAAAGCUCACAGGACAUUUACCUUAUGUUUUUAGCAACGGGGGUGGAAUUGAUUAGGGGAAGGAAAAGGCGUCUCAGUGUUUGUAUUAUAAUUGCAAUUCAUCGCUGAAAUUUUUUAAACUGCACCUUUAAAUACACAAACAUGACAAUUUAAUGCAAAUCACUAUGUAAAUAGCAACUUGUUGAGUCAGGUGUGUUGCCAGAUUGGGCAAGAUUCCUCUUCUAAUCAGUUUAUUCCUUUGGCAGGUAGUUGCAUUUCACAGCUUGUUUUUCUUCCUAGUAUGUCCUGAAUUUCAGUUAAGGCCAAGAACCUUUGUUCCGAUGCAUCCUUGCUGUGGGUUUUUCUAGAAAACUCUGACGUGGACUUUGCAGAUAAACCCAUAAGGCAGAUGAUAAUGUUUGGGUAAAGAUGUUCACUUGUUGUGUUGUGUUGUGCUUUGUCGUGGAACUUGGUUCCUGUGCUGCUGUUUUCUUCGCUCUCGAGUUGCUAGAUGUUGUUUUGUGCGAAUUUAAGAUCUCAGAUCAGCGUAAAAAUCACAUCUCUACUCCGAAACUCUGUAUUUUCUACUAUUUUUCUGCCUUACAUAUAACGUACUGUACAUGAAGCUCUUAAUCCACUUGGCUGUGAACCUUCACCUGCAGUCGUUUUGUUGUGUGUUUGUGUGUUUGAAUGUUACACUGAGAGAUGUUUGGAUGAUACAAUCAUCUUUGUGCACCUUUUGAAUUUGCUCGGCCAGCAAGAAGCCAACGUCGAGAGAGCUGAAGCUUUAAAGUGAUUCUCCUUCCUUUUUGUAAUGGUUUUUGUUUUUGAUUUGUUUUUUGAAAGAGACAAAAAAAAGGACUGAAAAUUCACGUCAUUAAGUGCUUCUCAGUUUUGAUACUGCUUGAUGUAAUGUCUUUUCUAUCUGUCGGCAAAACAUAAAAAGAUAUACAAAUUCCUUUUCUGUUCUGCGUCACCCCGUGAGACAUCUAUGCUAAAAGAAAAAAAAAGACUGGUGAUUUGUAUUUUUCAUUAUUUGUUCAUGUGCAGGGCUGAAAAGAAUCCGGUACAUUGUACUAAUCUGUGUGAUUAUAUAAGCACUAAUGUAUAGAGGCUGAGUACAGAACACUUACACGCCAUGGAUUCACAUAUUUUAUUUACUGUUUUCCUGUGAUAACCAGGUCAUUUCAUAUGUUUACACAUGAUCUUGUGUUAUUAACGUCAUUAUCACAAGAAAACAAACAUUUAAAAAAAAAAUCCUGUUAUAACACCAAUUUGAUCUCUCAUCAUCUCAGAUUGUUGUGUCAUUAUCUCGGGAAAACAACGUUUUGUUCAAGAUCUUAAACGAUGCCAUUAUCAAGAGCAUUUCGAUUUUUCCAGAUAUUAUAUUAUGUCAUUGCUAAGGAAAUAGUUUUGUUCUUUUACGAUCUCAGAUGGUUUUGUGGAAAACCUUUUGUUCUUUAGAGAUUUUAGACUGUUGUGUCUAUCUUGAGAAAACAUUGUUUAGUUUUUUCACGAUCUCAGGUUGUUUUAUAGUUGUCUCGGGAAAGCAUUUUGUUAUAUCUCAGAUGCAGGUGUUGUCAUGAAAAAAACAACGUUUUGUUCUUUCAACAUCAGAGAUUGUUGUGUCGUUAUCUCGGGAAACCGGCAUUUUGUUAUUUUAGGAUCUCAGAUUGUUGUGACAUUAUCUUGGGCAAAAUGUUUGGUUUUUCUGAGAUAUCUGAUUAUUGUGUUGCUAUCUUGGAAAAACAAUUUUUUUUUGUUCUUCUCGAGACCUCAGACUGUUGUUAUCUCUGAAAAACAUUUGGUUACUUUAAGAACUCAAAUAGUUUGUUUGUUGUUAUAUUGGAAAAACAGCAUUUUGUUCUUUCAAGGUCUCAGAUUAUUGCGACGUUAUCUCAGAAUAAAAACAAUGCUGGGUUCUCUUUGAGAUCUGAAAUUGUUUUGUCGUCUUGGGAAAAUGUUUUGUUCAUUCAAGAUCUCAGAUUGUUGUGUUGUUAUCUCUGGAAAGCAAUGUUUUGGGUCUUUUUUUUUUUUUUAGAUUUCAGACUGUUGUGUCAUUUUCUUAAGAAAACAUUUUGUUUUUUGAAAAUCUUAGAUAAUUGUGUUGUUCUGUUGGUUCUUUUGAGAUCUCAGAUAAUUAGUUUGUUAUCUUGGUAAAAGAAUAGUUUGUUAUUUCGUGAUCACAGAUUGUUGUUGUUAUCUCGGGAAAAUGUUUAGUUUUUCAAGAUCUCAGAUUGUUGUUAUCUCGGGAAAACAGUGUUUACUUUUUCAACAUCUCAGAUUGUUGUUGUUUUCUCUGGAAAGCAGUGUUUACUUUUUCAACAUCUCAGAUUGUUGUGUUGGUAUCCAGGGUAAACAAUGUUUUCAUUCAGGGUUUGAGAUCGUCUGAGAUUUAAGAUCUCAGAUUUUUCUCUGUCUCUGGAAAACAGUGAUUGGUUGUUUUUUAAAGAUCUCAGAUUGUUGUGUUGUUAUCUUGGGAAAACAAUGCUUCUCAGAUUUCAGAUCUCAGAUUGUUGUGUCUUUAUCUCUGGAAACCAGCACUCGUUAUCUCUUUGUAAUGGUAUUAAAUAACUCCUUACCUUGUGAGCGCAGGAGAAGUGAGUAACUAAAAUAUGUGAAUCAUUUUUAGGGCUUGCUUUAAUAAAAUAUUGCUAUAGAACUAAUCUCUUAUGCCUAAAAAAGCCUGAAUUCAGCCUGAGGAGAACAUAAUAAAAAGAAAGUUAGCUUCCACAGAUAUGAUUCUGUCUCAGACGAGAGCAGAUGUUGCUUAAUGAAUGUGUGUGGAGGGAAAACAGAAGUCUGUCUGGCUGAGCGUAGCUGAAGUCUUUUCUUUUUUUUUUUUCUUUUUUUUUUUUUUAUAGGACAUUAUACUACAUGUUUCAUUGCAAGUCAUCUGAAGUUGAAUAUGUUUAAAAAUGUAGCUCUAGUACAGACUUUUCUCUUUUUUUUUUUCAAUGCAAAAUGACAAAAUAGUGAUUUAAUGAACUCAUGUGAAGUACAAUCAUCUUUGUUUUUCUUUUUAACAGAAUAUAUGACAUGGUUUGAUGCCAAGUUUGCUUCAGUAAUGUGUAGUACUGAAUCUGGGCUGCUAGAUAGGGAUUUUAAAUGUGUGUGUGUGUGCAUUUUGUACAUGUGCAGUGAUGGCACAGCUUUUAGGAAUAUGUAAACACCAUGAUGAAGAUGAAUAUGAUGAGGCUGAUGAUGAUAAAUGAAUAUAUAAGUAAAUAAAUAAAUAAACAAAUAAAUAACAAUUCUUCCA